Molecule: messenger RNA, 2754 nt
Organism: Coccidioides immitis RS
Lineage: Eukaryota; Fungi; Ascomycota; Eurotiomycetes; Onygenales; Onygenaceae
Product: NTF2 and RRM domain-containing protein
Exons: 4
Coding region: 434-1954 (506 amino acids)
Biological process (GO): ribophagy; protein deubiquitination
Cellular component (GO): cytosol; ribonucleoprotein complex; Ubp3-Bre5 deubiquitination complex
Molecular function (GO): mRNA binding
Source: RefSeq, a predicted model, not a curated record
GCCUCUCACAACAACCACGUCCUCCAUCGACUUCCCAUCCAUCUACCACUUCUUCUAGACUUCUUAUCUUUCUACAGCUGUUUUUUUUCCCAGCCUUCACCUUAUUUUUCGAUUCCCAUCGCUUUUGAUACUUGAGUCCCAGUCGCGGUUUCAUUUCUUUUCCUUACAAAAGCUUCUUUGAGCUCAGCCUUUUUUCUUCUCUCCUAACGCGACCCUGAAAAAGUUCUUUACCGCAGUGCAACGCGCUACGACCCUGUUCUCUUCCCAGCACGCCGUGCUCUGCAGCUCUUCUACACCUCUCUAUUCAGAUUAGAAAAAGCUUCUAGACCUCGAUCAGCCUUAGCUAUCGCUAAGAUUCCCAGUCUUAUUCCACGGGACAACCUCAUAUAAUUUAAAUUUUCGUUUAUCCUCCAUACUCGACAAAGUUUUCGAAAUGGCAACCGAAGCUCCAUCUCACGUCAACGGAGCUUAUACCCACCACCAGCCCGCUCCGUACCACGCUGAUCGCUACCCUGCCGCUAAUGCACCGCAUACUCACCAGCCGAGCAACGCUUCGACUCCGGCUCCUCCACCGCAGGAAGCCAAGAAUGACAUCCCCAAGGAAGAAGUUGCGUGGUUCUUCGUCGAACAGUACUACACUACCCUCAGCCGGACCCCUGAGAAGCUUCACCUCUUCUAUUCGCGCAAGUCUCAGUUUGUCUCUGGAAAUGAGGCGGAGAAAGUUGGCGUUUCUGUUGGCCAAACUGCCAUUCAGGAUCGCAUCAAAUCUCUUGAUUUUCACGAUACCAAAGUCAGGGUUUUGAAUGUCGACUCCCAGGCUUCGUUCGAUAACAUCUUGGUAUCUGUUAUUGGAGAGCUGUCUAACAGGUCUGAGCCUCCACGCAAGUUUGUCCAGACCUUUGUCUUGGCUGAACAGAGAAAUGGGUAUUAUGUUUUGAACGAUAUUAUCCGAUUCUUAGUUGACGACGAUGAAGAGGCUAUUGCCGACGAGCAAGACGCCGUGGAGGCCCCGGCCGCAGAGGCUCCUUCUGAGCCAGCCGAACAACAGGCUGCUCCUCAACGGCUUGAGACUGAGCGCCAAGCUGAUACCGAAGCUGCGGCACAGGAAGUUGAUGAGAAGCUUCAGGAGUCCGUGAAAGAAGUUGUUGAGACUAAGCCUGAGGAGCCUGAAGCAGUUGUCGAGCCAGCGCAGGCUGCCGAAGUCACUACUGAAGCUUUGCAGCAGGAGAAGCCCAAGGAACCUGAACCAACUCCCAUCGUCUCACCGCCCAACGCUGCAACCCCUGCUGCUGAAAAGGAGAACGUUCCUCCAGCUAGGCCUGUCUCCAUGACCUGGGCUUCCAUUGCUUCUUCGAACGCCAAUAAAGCUGCCGCUGCCGCGGUCGCCACGCCUGUCGCUGUGCCACAGGCUGCCCCAGCCGCACAGCCUAAGGUCGCAGCUGCUCCUCCCCAGCCAGCUCCUCCCGCUAAUGGUGAGAGCGCUCCAAGCCAGACUUCUUCGACCUCAAGCUCUGAAUGGCAAACUGCCGGCAGAGGUCGCGAUGACAAUGUGCUUGCAUACAUUAAAAACGUUAACGACAAAGUCGAUGCUGCCCUCCUCAAGCAGACUCUUCAGCGCUUUGGUAAGCUCAAGUAUUUUGAUGUCAGUCGCCAACGUAGCUGUGCUUUUGUGGAAUUUGCAGAUGCUGCUGGUUACAAGGCCGCCGUCGCAGCUAAUCCUCAUCAAAUUGGCACUGAACGUAUCACUGUGGAGGAGCGACGUCCACGAGCCACCGCUUACGGAGGCAAUGCUAGUUAUGGCCCUGGUAGGGGUGGUGCUGGCCGUGGACGUGGCGACCGUACCGCUAGUCAAGGUCGUGGUGGAUUUCAGAAAGACUCUGGACGUUUCACUCCUAGAGGCGGCCGCGGCGGCACUAUUACUCCCAAAGGUCGUCCCCAGUCCCAAGCCGCAUGAGUUCUUUCCCUUUUCCUUGCCUCUACGAUUUGUGACAUGAUGGGCUCAAACAAGCCUGUUCUUGUCCUGUACAUUUCACUAGAGAUGCAUAAAUACAUGCCCUCGUGGUAUUUUAUGGUCUUCUGGUGCGUCUAGUUUCUUUUAAGGAGUCACCUGGGGUCGCAUUUUGAGGUGCUUGGAAAAAGCUUUAUUUCUUAUUUUACUUUGUACUCAAAUCCGUUUGACACGUUUCACUUUUUUCCCCCCUUUAAACCUUGACACCUUGUGCUAUUGCAUAUGCUGCUUUAUCAGUUCUCUUGAUUUAAUGUUUGCUUGAGAUGAUCUAGCGAGCAUGGAAACCUUUGUCACGCGCAAUAUGACUUAUUUCUUACUUUUUCUUUUUUUUCUUUUGGGCGCUUUUGCAGGCAUUCCAUGCCCCAGGUUAGCAUUAACUAUUACUUCAACUUUUCUAUGUCGUGGUUUUUCACUCUGUUCUUGUUCUUUAUGGUCGUUUGCAGUUACCUACUUCUGCUGAUACUCCUGUGUAUUAUUUCCCUUUGAUAAAACAUCAUGGCAGCAACAAAAAGGUGGUGCUUAGUGGGCAUUAAUGUCUGAAUGAAAGCGCAAUGACGAUCAAUAGGAUCAGGUAAUAACCCGGCGGAGGUGUGUCAAGGUCUGGUCUGGGGGUGGGGUGAAUGGAGACUUGGCUUUGCAUUUCCGGUGCUGGACGGGACCCUCGUGAGGCUUUGUCUUCGUGAUGUUUCCAUGUACUAUGUUUCAUGUUAGCGAAAUGAAUAAAUUAGCCCCUUAUUUUCAGGUAA